UUGAGCAAAUGGUAUGAUUGUAACGGUGACUCCCUCCUGUCACACUCCCUGGAAGGCUCUCAUACACACAUACAUAUAUAUAUAUAUAUAUAUAUAUUAUAUACACACAUACACACACACAGGGCUAGACUGGGCUCUGCUGCAUGCACAUCACCCCGAGCUGUGUGAGGAGCCUGCGCCAUGGAGAUCAACGACUCAAUAAGCCAGCAGGGCAGACUGCAGGUCAUAGCAGAGAAACGUAGGAGACAAGUGGAGAUUGAGACUAAGAGACGUCAGCUGGAAGAUGACAGAAGACAGCUGCAACACCUUAAGUCCAAAGCUCUGCGAGAAAGAUGGCUCCUGGAGGGUGCUCCAGCUUCCACACCUGAGGAGGAUGAGGCAACAAGGAGGCAAAUGCAGGAAGAUGAGCUGAGGACCCAAGAACUAGAAGACAGCAUUCAACGACUGGAGACAGAACUGGAAUUUCUUGAGAGUGGCUUGUCAAACACAUCCACCAAAGAGAGCCUAGCAGAGGAGUCACUACCUGCAGGUCAGGAGAUUGCAAAGAGCUACAAGACAUCCCUGAACACAACCAAGGGUCAAGAUGUUUCAGUAUCCCCAAGUCACAAGGCAGAAAGCCCAGACAUAAUGAGAGCAGCCAUGUAUUCUGUGGAGAUUACAGUAGAGAAGGACAAAAUCACAGGGGAGACUAAAAUCCUCUCCAGCAACACUGUGCUCCCCAAAGAGUGCCCCCCGCAGGGGGUCAAGGUUUAUGAAGAUGAACAGAAAGUAGUGCAUGCUGUGAGGACGGAGGCUGAUGCACCAAAUGAUGCCGUACAUGUACUAAGCUCAGUGGAAGUUGAAGAUCUGAUCCAUAAAGCAGAAGAGGCCACACUCAGUGAGAUUUCACUGAUUUCUGAUGACAAACCUAACAUCCACCGUGCCUCUCCUCGGAAGGAGAUUCCUGGAGUUCAGGCACUGCCUCCACAGACUCCUCCAGAGCAAGAGGCUCCAGUCACUAUGAUCUUCAUGGGCUACCAGAAUGUGGAGGAUGAAAAUGAAACUAAGAAGGUCUUGGGCAUGGAGGAAGCCAUCACAGCCGAACUGGUAGUCAUUAGUGAUGGGGACCCCCAAACUGCCACCGACCUGCCUGAAAAAAUGGAGCAUCCUCCUAAUGGAGCCCCAUCUGAAACCCCAACAAAGGUGGAAAAGCCAGAGAUCAAUGACACAGCAGCUCCCAAAAGUGGGGAGCAAGAUAUGACCAUGAAGAAACAGAGGUGCAAAUGCUGUAGUGUGAUGUAAAGAGAGAGGUGGAAGAGAAAGUUAUUUCUGCACCCACUCAAGUAUGAAGCCCGAAAGACGAUUUUUCCUUUCACCAGAAACCUCACAGGAAGGGUUACUCCUUCCUCAGCCUUUAGCAAUUUGAAAGAGGACAUUUCUCACACUUCCCAUUACAGCAUUGCUGGAGUUCUCUAAUCCACAAAAGGGUGGACUUCUAUAUAUCUUUUUUGUAAUGAAGGGUCCCUUUGUCAGUCCAAAGAAACCAAAUGGGAACCAAAUCCCCCAUGUCCCUCUCAUAAGCAGCAAUCGGUCUUUUCUCCAGACUGCAAAGGGGGCAUCCAUUCCCAAAUUAAGAUAGGUAAGCUUCUCAGCCUAUACCUUAAAGAUAAAUUAAGUGGUCCCUUUUUCCUCCAAUUUCUUACCUGAGAUAUUAUUCCGUGUACUACUGUGUUCCUCCCUACCAUGAUAAAUAUGCAGCUGUUUAUAUAUAUAUAUACCCAGAAAACUGCCAUUUAAGAAAGUAUUGUACUGGGCCAAAAGAUAAAAUUCCCUGCAACACUUCUUCUGGCCAGCGCUCAAAUAAUCUUCCUUUAACCAAAGUCCUCGCCUCAAGCAAGUUACCAAGUUUAAAAAAAAAUUCAGAAAACAUUUUCAAUGCCUGUUUCAUUCUAUAAGAUUUCCCUGACAGAACUGUGCACAGUAGAAGGGCCAUAGAACUGUGUAUCCAGUCUAUCAAAAUUCAUAGAAUGGUGUGCAGUAAUUUCAGCAUUAGAAUAUCAAACAGCUUUUGCUCUGACACCUAUGCUCUGUACAACAAUUCAAUAAUGGAAUUGGAAAUGCUUUUCUGAUUCAUAUCAGAUUUUUUGCCAAUGCUUGUUUAAGCUGGCCCUGUGAACUUUACAACUGGAAGAGGAUCAGUUUAGCUGAAUUCUGCGACAGAUGCAACCCAGAAGUACCCUUACUAACAGUCUUAGUGAAAAGGACAUGCAACUAAGAUACCUGCACUUUUGUUGAAAAAGAUGAAACCGUAGAGAAUGAUUGGAUUAACUGGUAUUACUCAAUACUGAAGCAUAUAUGCAGCAAAAACUAUUGUAUCCCUUGGUGUGUUAUUCAAACUGUGCAGCCUGUGUUAGAGUGAAUCUGUCACUGUGGGCACCUUCAGAUAAUGUGGGUCCAGUGCAAAUAGUUAUGUGAGCUAAAUAGAGGCCGCCAUCAGCUGCAUAUCCUCCAAUACAGUGGUUUAUGAAUUUCACAUAAUUUGCACUGCAGUCGCAUAUUUCAUUAUGCCAUGUGUACAAGAGAAUAACUGUAAGAAGGUGCUGUAUAGGAAAGCCUAGUAAAAUAUCUAUAUAUUAAUUCACCAACCAAUACAAUGUGCUUUUCGGAUAAUUUUUUAUGGCUCUCAAUUAAUUGUGGGUGACAGAUUCACUUUAGCAAUGUUAUAGGCCUCUAUAGUAACAUUGUUUUGCAUUCUGUAAUACCCCAGUGUUAAAUUUUGCAUAUUAACUAAUGUGGUAUAUUGUCUUUGGAGUGAUAUCAGUCACCUAAAUAUAGCUGGCGACUGCUAGGCAGAAGAAACUCUAUAUACGUUAGAAAAAGCAAGUGCUGUUCAGAUUGUGAGGAAUAUAUACACAAGAUGGGUACAGAUUAGGCAUAGCACCAUGCAUUGUGGGUUUUAAAGAGAUUACUCAGCAAUGCAUGUAACCUGAACAACAAAACACGCUGGAGUAAAUGGCAAAGCUCACAUGCAAUGGAGCACGUGACCACGUGUGUUAAUGUGACAUGAAUUUGCAAGUUUCAUCUCAUUCCUGGCAUACACCGUCUAUGUGCAUAAAGUAUGCGAUUAGUUAUAUUCCUGUGUUCAGUCCGUAUGCUAGCAAUUGGACCAGCAUUAUGUAGAAACCAGAUUUCGCUGCCUACUAGUCGCUUGGGUGCUUUUGGGUGACACGUUUACAUUAACAAAAUUUUAUUGCAGCAAGUAGGUUGUGAGAGUGCCUUGUGUGUGUCUUGUAUUUUAAAAUUCUUGGCUACUGGAAGUGAAUGCAGUAUGCUGCAAAGCAUUGUUAUAAUAGGCGUGGAGGGGUUCUGUUCUGUGGAUCUUUAUGGAGUUCUAUUGACCCCCAUAUGCUGAUGGCCCUCCUGUGACGACUUUAAGCUGACCCGGGCUGACUUUCUGUCUCUAAGAGUGAAUAUAAUGCUGGGAGCUGCGGGGCUGUGAGGCCCAGGCUGGACAUUCAUAUACAUUAUGUGCCUCUGGAUUUCCCUGCCUGUUACUAACCCUCAUUUGCUCCUAUUUCCAAGAUUCAGAACAAAUGAAUUGUAAAAAAACAUCUCAGUUAGUAAAUAAACUGUGUCAUUUAGUCCCAUGA
Messenger RNA from Xenopus laevis (African clawed frog), 3629 nucleotides. RefSeq names its product paralemmin S homeolog (gene palm.S). Gene Ontology annotation, cellular component: dendritic spine; apicolateral plasma membrane; membrane. Lineage: Eukaryota; Metazoa; Chordata; Amphibia; Anura; Pipidae. The transcript is spliced from 9 exons. The record is from RefSeq and is a predicted model, not a curated record. Gene Ontology annotation, biological process: regulation of cell shape. The coding region runs from base 181 to 1281 and encodes 366 amino acids.